Colletotrichum aenigma is the source of this 375-nucleotide messenger RNA. RefSeq lists its product as uncharacterized. Bases 1 to 375 code for a protein of 124 amino acids. Lineage: Eukaryota; Fungi; Ascomycota; Sordariomycetes; Glomerellales; Glomerellaceae. The record is from RefSeq and is a predicted model, not a curated record. The transcript has 2 exons.
AUGCAGCCAGACAACAGACCUGCCCCCACCGCCAAUUCGCGCGCAGAGCCGCAAUCAAGGGACUGCAGCAUGCCAUAUCUGCCUAGGCGGACCGUAGCAUCGGCCUUGACGGCCCUGGCUCUCAAGGCGCAAAACGCGCAGGGCCAUGACGAGCGAGGCUCCUUGCCAAUGAAUCGCGCAGAGACGUUCCAAUCGAGAGGCGCAAACCUCAAGCCUGGGCACGACGCGGGGGUGGAUGUCUUGCUCCAUCCUGUCUUGAACUAUGAAUCCUUGAUAUUGGACGAGGAUGCCUUUCCGCAGCAGCUACCGACACCGAUUCACAAAAGGGACCCCACCGAGCAAGGACUCAUUCACAUCUUCGGCGAGACCGCCUAA